Messenger RNA from Myiozetetes cayanensis, 597 nucleotides. Its product is annotated as olfactory receptor 14C36-like. Gene Ontology annotation, molecular function: G protein-coupled receptor activity; olfactory receptor activity. The annotation marks the transcript as partial. The record is from RefSeq and is a predicted model, not a curated record. Gene Ontology annotation, biological process: G protein-coupled receptor signaling pathway. The transcript has a single exon. NCBI's taxonomy places the organism in Eukaryota, Metazoa, Chordata, Aves, Passeriformes, Tyrannidae. Gene Ontology annotation, cellular component: membrane.
AUGCCCAACAGCAGCUCCAUGGCCCAGUUCCUCCUCCUGGCAUUGGCAGACAGGCGGCAGCUGCAGCUCCUGCACUUCUGGCUCUUCCUGGGCAUCUCCCUGGCUGCCCUCCUGGGCAACGGCCUCAUCCUCAGCCCCACAGCCUGCGACCAGCACCUGCACACCCCCAGGGACUUCUUCCUGCUGCACCUCUCCCUCACAGACCUGGGCUGCACCUGCACCACUGUGCCCAAAGCCAUGCACAGCUCCCUCUGGGACACCACAACCAUCUCCUACCAGGGAUGUGCUGCACAGCUUUUUCUCUGUACCUUUCUCAUCUCAGCACAGUUUUCCCUCCUCACCAUCACGUGCUACGACUGCUAUGUUGCCAUCUGCAAAGCCCUGCACUACGGGACCCUGCUGGGCAGCAGAGCUUGUGCCCACAUGGCAGCAGCUGCCUGGGCCUCUGGGUUUCUCACUGCUCUGCUGCUCCCAGCCAAGACAUUUUCCCUGGCCCUGUGCCAGGGCAAUGCCCUGGGCCAGUUCUUCUCUGAGAUCCCACACAUCCUCAAGCUCUCCUGCUCAGGCACAUACCUCAGGGAAAUUGGGAUCACUGUG